This is a messenger RNA of Psylliodes chrysocephalus, 1879 nucleotides long. The record is from the annotation of a GenBank genome assembly. Lineage: Eukaryota; Metazoa; Arthropoda; Insecta; Coleoptera; Chrysomelidae.
UAUUAAUACCUACUACUGUGCACUUGUAUAUUAUAUAUGUUUUUUUAAUCUUUAAGUAAGAGGCUUUCUUGAGCUGUCAUUGGGAUAGUGAAAGAAUCAUUGAAGAUUUUCAAACGUUUGCCCGCUAGUCAACCAACUUGGCAGAAGUAAUCAACAGUUAACCCAAAGGACAUCUAGAAAGACCACCCUUAGAAGUGAGAAGAUACAAUUAAAAGAACACUGAAAUAUGCACUUCAUCAUCAUCCUUGCCUUGUGUACCUUCGGCAUGGGACAAAAAGUCCAAAUCACAAACCUCCAAAACAACCCUGGCAUAUUGCCUGUGUAUCAGGGUCAAGCAAAAAUUCAGACCAGCAGACAUGAUUUUAUACAUUAUUAUCCGCUUCAACCAAUCGCAGACGAAAUUGCAUCCAUAGAACAAGAAUACAUGGUCGUCACCAGAGCAAUUCAGAAUUCAACCUACAAAUAUUCCCGUGAUUUAGUAAACUUUGAUCAAGCCCUUCGCUACCAAUUACGGAGUGUUAAAGAAAAGUUCAGUUCCAUCUCUCCUUUUUCUAGACCAAAAAGAGGACUUAUAGAUGGUCUCGGCAGUGUCAUUAAAUCGAUUACCGGAAAUCUCGACCAAGAAGAUGCCAAGUAUUAUAACAAAGCAAUCAAGACGCUUGCAGAAAAUGAGAAAAACAUAGUGUCUCAAUUAAAUCACCACAUAAGCCUGAACACAAGAGUAAUGGAAAAAUUCCAAGAAACAAUUUCGCUAAUCACUCACAAUCAAGACAAAAUUGCUAAUGAAAUCAAUGAAAUCAAGCAGAAAAUAGAUUACAUCAAUUUUAACUUUAGCCAGUACCUUCAAACAAAAAAUGUGGUGGACCAGCUUAAUAUUAUCCUUCAGAUUAUUCUACAGUUGUUAAAUGACUUGGAAGAAGCAGUAAAUUUAGCCAAGAUUAAUAUCCUGCAUAACAGCCUUAUUAAAGAAAAAGAACUGCGUUGGAUUAUAACAUCGAUGUUAGAGCACCACUCUAAAGAUCAGCUUCUGUACUCCAAACAACAAGACUUUCACAAAUAUUACAGCAUUAUUGAAGUUGAUGCCUACUAUACUAACAACACGAUUGUAUUCAUUCUACAUAUUCCUAUAAUACACCCAAAUCCUUUUUCAUACUAUCAUUUAUUUUCGAUCCCAACACAAAAUCACUCAACUAUUAUCCCGUACGCCUCCUACCUUCUUACAAACCCUGCCCUAUUUCAAUACAAUGAAUUACCGUGCAAAAAACUCGGACAAGAGUUUCUAUGUGAGAAAAAACUGCUACUAGACGUGUCAGGAAGUGAAGACUGUAUCAUCCAAAUUCUACAGAUCGAAAACGAAGCAGCAUCCUGCGAAAAUGUACCAGUCGUCCUUAACAGCACUAUAAUCGAGGAAAUUUCGGAAGCUCACUACAUUGCUAUCUUCCCACAUCCAACAAAGGUACAUACUAUAUGCUCCAGCUCAACAGUAACAAUUCUUCAAGGGAUAUAUUUAAUCGAAUUGCCACCUAGUUGCGAAUUUAAGACCAGCAAGGAAAGUUUCAUUAAUUCCCAAAUUAGCAUCAUGGAAGAUCCUUUAACACUACCCAAAAUUAAAACAAUCAACAUUCAAAAUAUGGCCAAGGUGAAACCAUUAAAACUGGAUAAAAUCCAUCUUGAUGAACUACACAAGCUUACAAAAGAGGAGGAAAAUCUACAAUUUGUGCCAAUCGAGGAAUGGGACACAGGAAGUAACCACUACUGGGUGACCCCACUCUACAUACUCCUAACGUUACUCGUAAUAUUUAUAGGGUACAAGAUAUGGAAAAGUAUGAAAACAAACAAAAGAGAAACCAGAAGAAGGGCAAUCGAAUCCGAAAUUUAG